AUGGCUACUCUAGCCUCCCUUACAUCCGCCGCCCGCCUCCUCCUCCAGAUACCCAACACGGCUCUCGUAAACCCCUCCACCCUCCCCUCCACAACUCACGCAACACUCCAAUCCUCUGGGCCGCCUCUAGACGCCUACCUCACGCGCUCCAACACGUUCAACUUCAACAAUGUCAGCUCAGGCAGCUAUCUUGCCACUAUUCAUUGCCGAGACUACGCCUUCGAGCCACUGCGCAUCGAUAUCGCCGUCGAAGAGGCUGUUGAGGGAAGCGGGGAUAAGAAAGAGGUGAUUAGGGCGUGGCAGACGUUCCUAGGGAAUGAGUGGGAUAAUAAAGGGGAGAGUAGAGGCGAGGGCGGGAAUGGGCUUGUGGUCGAGGCUAGGCCCGUAUUGCUGAAGGACUAUUAUCAGGAAAGACAGGGCUUCUCGCCACUAUCGUUCUUGAAGAACCCUAUGAUACUCAUGGCGCUCUUCUCCAUGGUGCUCAUCUUCGGAAUGCCCAAGUUGAUGGAGAAUAUGGACCCCGAGACGAAGCAAGAAUUUGAGGAAAUGCAGAAAACCGGGGUCCUGGGAUCGGGCAAUACCAACACCGCACAGCAGUUACAGAAUUUUGAUCUCGCCUCUUGGAUGGCUGGCAAGAAGACGGAUUCAGGCAGUGUGAGUGAACGCACUCAGAGCCCAGCUGGACAGGCGAAGAAGCGAUAA
Messenger RNA from Cucurbitaria berberidis CBS 394.84, 702 nucleotides. RefSeq lists its product as uncharacterized. The record is from RefSeq and is a predicted model, not a curated record. NCBI's taxonomy places the organism in Eukaryota, Fungi, Ascomycota, Dothideomycetes, Pleosporales, Cucurbitariaceae. Gene Ontology annotation, cellular component: EMC complex. The transcript has 3 exons. The coding region runs from base 1 to 702 and encodes 233 amino acids.